AAAAAAUUUCUUUUUUUUCUCAUAUUCUUUAAUUUAAUUAUAAAAUAUUUCUAGCUGAUUCUUAUCGUCCUGGUUUGUCUCCAUAUUCAAGUCGAGCAGGUGCAACUAAUCAAAAAUCUACAAAACCUAAAGUGAUUGUAGCUGAUCUUCAAGAACAAAGUCUACGAGGAAUAUGUCUUUGUUUUUUACGUAAUUCAAAAAAAACUGUUAUUACAGGGCAAAAUAUUGUUAAUGAAGUUUUUUUCUAUACAUUUGAAUGUAAUACUGAACCAUUACUUCAAGCAUUAAGUCGAUCAAUAGCUGAUAUAUAUUUACCAUAUCUUCAAAUAUCGGAAACAACUUGGGGAAAACUUUCUGGUUCAGAUAAUAAUCAAAUGAUAAAAGUUGAUUUUAUUAGUCGAUUAAAUAAUUUUGUUGCUACACUUAAUAGUGCACAAGAAAGUAUUAAUGAAAGAAUUUUACUAAAACCAUGUGAUAAAGUUGAUUUAACACAAAUACAAAAUGCAGCUGAUUAUGUAUCAAUAGCAUCAAAUAAUGAAAGUCUUGCAUCAAUUGAAGAAACAAUGAAAAUAUGGAUUAAACAAAUGGAACAAGUUUUAGCAGAAAGUGAACAAAUUCGUCGUGAAGCAGAUAAUAUUGGUCCACGAGCUGAACUUGAAUAUUGGAAAAAACGUAUGACAAAAUUUAACUUUUUACUUGAUCAAAUAAAAGGACAAGAUGUUAAAGCUGUUUUAACAAUUUUACAAACUGCUAAAUCAAAACUUAUUCAACAAUGGAAAUUACUUGAUGGAAAAAUUACAGAUGCAGCAAAUGAAGCAAAAGAUAAUGUACGAUAUUUAUAUACAUUAGAAAAAUUUUGUGAACCAUUAUAUAAUUCUGAUCCAGUUGGAAUGUUAGAAUGUAUUCCAGGUUUAAUUAAUGCUGUACGAAUGAUUCAUUCGAUUUCACGAUAUUAUAAUACAUCAGAACGCAUGACAUCACUAUUUGUUAAAAUAACAAAUCAAAUGAUAACAACAUCAAAAAUGUAUAUCACUGAUAAUUAUACACAAACAAUAUGGUCUCAAGAUCAAUCACAUGUUAUAUCAAAAUUACGUGAUUGUAUUAAAUUAAAUGAUGAAUAUCAACGUUGUUUUCAAUCAACAAAAAAUAAAUUAGCAUCAAAUCCAGCUGAACGUCCAUUUGAUUUUAGUGAAAUGUAUAUAUUUGGAAAAUUUGAUUCAUUUGUACGACGUUGUGAAAAAAUUAUUGAUAUGUUUGCAACAAUAAAUAUGUAUUCACAUUUAGCUGAUUCAAAAAUUGAAGGUAUAUCACCAUUUUAUUCAAAAUUUAAUAUGAUUGUAACAUCAAUGAAGAAAAAAGAUUAUGAUUUUUUGGAUCAACGUAAACAAGAAGUUGAUAGUGAUUUAGAUGAUUUUCGUCGUUCAAUAGCAGAUCUUCAUAGUAAUAUAAAUGAAUUUCUUGAUAAAUAUUUUAAUUCUAUACGUAAUACUGAACGAUCAUUAACAGCAUUAAAACGUUUUGAAAAAUUACAAUUACCAAAUAUUGGUUUAAAUGAAAAAUAUGCAAAAAUUUUACAACAAUAUUCAAAAGAUUUAGAUGCAGUUGCAAAAAUUUAUCAAAAAAAUUCAAAAGAUCCAUUGAUUUCAAGAGAUUUACCACCAACAGCUGGUCGAAUCAUGUGGGCUCGUCAAUUGUAUAAACGUAUUCAACAACCGAUGGAUAUUUUUAUUGCAAAUAAAACCAUUCUUCAAUAUCCUGAAGCAAAAAAAAUUAUAAAAAAUUAUAAUCAACUCUCUAAAGUUCUUUUAUCAUAUGAACUUCUAUAUCAUCGUGGAUGGCUUCGUCAAGUUGAUGUUGUUGCAACUGGUAUUCAUUCAAGUUUACUAAUACGUGUUAAUCGUGAUGAUCUUCUAUCGGCUGCAUCAACACUUCCCGGCAUAUCAUCUAUUGUAACAUCAACAUCACAAACAAAUCCUGAAUAUUUAGUUAAUUUUGAUCCAAAUAUACUUGAAUUAAUACGAGAAACUCAAUGUUUAGCACGUUUAGGUUUAGAAAUACCAAAAGAAGCUGCUAUAUUAGCACAACGUGAAGAUUAUCUUAAAAAACAUUAUCAAGAUUUAACACAAUUAGUCGAAAAAAAUAAACGUUUAAGAGAAAAAAUUAAACAACCAUUUGAAGCAUUAUUAGCACCAAAAAUUCAUCGUUUAAAUGAUAUUAUUAAACCUGGUUUAACAUCUUUAACAUGGGCAUCAUUAACUAUUGAUGAUUUUAUAAAUUCAGUUAAUUCAGCAUUAGAUGAAUUUGAUUUAAUGUUAGAUCGUGCAUAUGAUCUUAUAGCAUAUCGUAUUGAUGCUGUACUUGAUGAAAUAGCAACAAUGUCUCUUUGUGAUUUACCUGAAGAUGAACCAAUAACACCUGAUCAAUUUUUACAACAUACUCAAAAUUUAUGUAAUCUUGCAUCAAAACAAAUUCAAUUGAAAUCUCAUAAUGUUGAAGAUGCUGUACUUGAAGUUAUUGAUCUCUUAUGUGGAGAUAUAAUUGGUACAAGUCUCCAUGGUGAUGGACAAGGACAAUAUUCAAAUAUUGCUUUAGAUCUUGAUGAUGAAGAAUCUGAUGAUGAAACAACAACUGUUCAUGAUCAAAAUACACUUAAAUCAGCUCGAACCAGUCGACAACCAUCAAGUACAACAAAUCGAACACGACAAAUAUCAUCAGGAAAAUCAUCUAAAGGAAGAGCUAAAUCAUCAAUUAUGUUAGGAACAACAUCACGUCGUAAACGUGAACAACAAAGUGAAAAUUUACAAGUUGCUAUUACAGAAUUAAUAAAUCAUUUUAGUCAUCGAAAUCUUGAUGCUAUUAUACGUGUUAUUAAAAUGACUUUAGAAAAAUUAAGAAAACGUAUUACAUCAACACUUAGUUAUAGUCGAAAUCAUCAAGAAGCACCAGUAUUUAAAGUUUUUGCUGAAUUAGCUAUUCCAAAUGUAGCUAUUCAACCACCAGCUGAUGAAGUACAAAUUUAUUUAAAUAAAGCUGUACAAACAAUUGUAUCUGUUGCAAAAACUAUUUCACAAUGGGAUAAAAAUAGAAAAAGAACAAUAUUAUUAUCCCUGAAUAUAAUGAAAGUAUUAGUUUCUAUUGGAAUAUUAAAAUCAACAAGUCAAGAUUUUUCUUUAUUGAGAAAUAUAAAUAGACAACAAAGAAAACGUAGUAGUAAACAUGAUAUACCACUUGAUACACAAAUUGGUGAUAGUGAAUCACAUCUCGCAAUAAAUCCUAUAGCAGAUCAUGAAGAAGAAAAUAAUCCAAUCACACCAGGUUCAGCAUUAGCCGGCGCUAAUUUGGAAACAUCUGCAAGAGAUGUAUUUCAUCAAGGAUCAUCUGCUACUACUGAUGCUGGUACAACUAGUCGAUUACGAGGCCAUGAACAAACUAAUACAGAUCAACAACAUUCUCGAGUACAAUUUACUCCAGCAAAUAAUUAUUUUAAAAAUGUAUCUGAAAAUAAAGAUGUUGCUAAAUUAGUUGCACUAUUAGCUACAUGUAUUAAUGCAACGAAAAAAGAUAUAACAACAGCAUUAGAAAUAUUUACACGAUUUAAUACUUUAUGGCAACGAGAUCGUGAUGAAGAAUUAAAAGAUUUUCUAGCACAAGAACCACGUGUAUCAGAAUUUGAAGCUAAAAUUAAAUUUUAUGAAAAUUUAGCAUCAGAUAUUAAUUCUCAACCAGAAUCUAUACCUGUUGGUCCAUUAGCUAUUUUUACUGAACAUUUAAAAUUUGCUCUUAAUCAAGAAGUACGUGAUUGGAUAGUUCGUUAUGGUCAAGCAUGUAAUGCAAAAUAUCGUAAAGAAAUGAAUGAAGUUAGCACAUUCAUUGAAGAUAUUGAAAAACGUUUAUCACGUCCAAUCAAUGAUUUAGAAGAUAUUCGUUUAAUUAUGAUUGCAAUUAAAGAUUUACGUGAUAAUGAAAUUCGUAUUGAUAUGAGUAUAGCACCAAUCGAAGAAUCAUAUACAAUGUUACAAACUCAUGGUCUUAAUGUUUCAAGAGAAGAAAGUGAUCGAGCUGAAUCAAUUAAAUUAAAUUGGGAAAAACUUCAACGUCAUGGUAGUGAAGUAACAUCAUAUUUACUUAAAAUUCAACCAACGAAACGAUCAGAAUUAUUAGAAAAUGUUAAAAUAUUUAUUGAAGAAUGUGAAAAAUUUUAUGGUGAUUAUGAAAAAGGUGGACCAACAUUACCUGAUUUAACACCACGUGAAUCAAGUGAUAGACAAAUAUUAUUUCAAAGUCGUGUAGAAAAUUUAUAUAAAAAAUAUGAAACAUAUCAUGGUGGUGAAUUAUUAUUUGGUUUAUCAAUAACUGAAUUUCCACAAUUAGAAAAAAUUAAAAAAGAUUUAACAUUAUUACAACGUCUUUAUGGUUUAUAUAAUAAAGUUUUAGAUACUGUUGCAAGUUAUUAUGAUAUAGCAUGGGUUGAUGUUAAUAUUGAUAAAAUAAAUCAAGAAUUAUCUGAUUUUCAAACAGCUUGUAGAAAAUUACCUAAAGGUUUAAGAGAAUUUCCAGCAUUUCAUGCAUUAAAAAAAACAAUUGAUGAUUUUAGUGAAUGUUGUCCUUUAUUAGAAAUGAUGUCAAAUCGAGCUAUGCAAAAUCGUCAUUGGCAACGAAUAGCUGAAGUAACUGGUGUACAUAAUUUAGAUGUUGAAGCUGAUGAUUUUCGUUUGAGAAAUGUUAUGGAUUUACCAUUACUUCAAUUUAAAGAAGAUAUUGAAGAUAUUUGUAUUGCAGCUGUUAAAGAACGAGAUAUUGAAGGAAAACUUAAACAAGUUGAAUCAGAUUGGAAAACACAAGAAUUUAAUUUUGCUCAAUUUAAAACACGAGGUGAAUUAUUACUUAAAGGUGAUCGAAUUCAAGAAGUUAUUAGUCUAUUAGAAGAUUCUCUUAUGUUACUUGGUUCAUUAAUGUCAAAUAGAUAUAAUGUUCCAUUUCGAAAACAAAUUCAAAAAUGGGUUAAAGAUUUAACGGAUACAAAUGAAAUUAUUGAAAAUUGGAUGCGUGUACAAAAUUUAUGGGUUUAUUUAGAAGCUGUUUUUGUUGGUGGUGAUAUUGCUAAACAAUUACCACAAGAAGCUAAACGUUUUUCAUCUAUUGAUAAAUCUUGGCUUAAAAUAAUGUCUAAAGCACAUGAACAACCAGCUGUUGUACCAUGUUGUACAACAGAUGAAACAUUAAAACAAUUAUUACCACAUCUUCUUGAACAACUUGAAUUAUGUCAAAAAUCUUUAACUGGUUAUUUAGAACGAAAACGUCUUUUAUUUCCACGUUUCUUUUUUGUUUCUGAUCCAGCAUUAUUAGAAAUUUUAGGUCAAGCUAGUGAUCCACAUACAAUUAAAGCACAUUUAUUAAGUGUUUUUGAUAAUAUAAAAACAGUACGAUUUCAUGAAAAAGAAUAUGAUAAAAUUUUAACAAUUGAAUCAUCUGAAGGUGAAACGAUUGAACUUGAAAAACCUGUUAAAGCUGAAGGUAAUGUUGAAAUAUGGUUAAUGUCACUUCUUAAAGAAUCACAACGAUCAUUACAUGGUGUUAUUCGUCAAGCUCAUCAUGCUUUAUCAGAUCCAUCAUCAUUUAAUCUUAUUGAAUUUCUUAAUACAUAUCCAGCACAAGUUGGUCUAUUAGGUAUACAAUUAAUAUGGACACGUGAUGCAACAGAAGCAUUACGUCAUGCUAAAGUUGAUAGAAAUAUAAUGAAACAAACAGCUAAAGUAUUUAGUGAUUUACUUGAUUUAUUAAUUGAUCAAACAACAAAAGAUUUAACACGUGUUGAACGUACAAAAUAUGAAACAUUAAUAACAAUACAUGUACAUCAAAAAGAUAUAUUUGAUGAACUUGUUCAAACAAAUGUUCGAUCAAUAACUGAUUUUGAUUGGCUUAAACAAACAAGAUUUUAUUUUGUUGAAGAAUUAGAUAAAGUACAAAUAUCGAUAACAGAUGUUGAUUUUACUUAUACGAAUGAAUUUCUUGGUUGUACGGAACGUUUAGUUAUUACACCAUUAACUGAUCGAUGUUAUAUUACAUUAGCACAAGCAUUACAUAUGAGUAUGGGUGGAGCACCUGCUGGACCAGCUGGAACAGGAAAAACUGAAACAGUUAAAGAUAUGGGACGAUGUCUUGGAAAAUAUGUUGUUGUAUUUAAUUGUUCUGAUCAAAUGGAUUUUCGUGGUUUAGGUCGUAUAUUUAAAGGUUUAGCUCAAUCAGGUUCAUUUGGUUGUUUUGAUGAAUUUAAUCGUAUUGAUUUACCUGUACUUUCUGUUGCUGCACAACAAAUAGCUAUUGUUCUUGCUUGUAAAAAAGAAAAGAAACGUCAAUUUAUAUUUACAGAUGGUGAUCUAGUUGAAAUGAAUUUGGAAUUUGGCAUAUUUUUAACAAUGAAUCCAGGUUAUGCUGGUCGACAAGAAUUACCUGAAAAUUUAAAAAUUAAUUUUCGUUCUGUUGCUAUGAUGGUACCUGAUCGUUUGCCAAUUAUUCGUGUUAAAAUGGCUGCAUGUGGUUUUAGAGAAAAUGUUCCUUUAGCAAAAAAAUUUUAUACACUUUAUAAAUUAUGUGAAGAACAACUUAGUAAACAAGUUCAUUAUGAUUUUGGUUUACGAAAUAUUUUAUCUGUAUUACGAACACUUGGUGCUGUUAAACGUGCAAAUAAAGAUGAUUUAGAAAAGACAAUUGUUAUGCGAGUACUUCGUGAUAUGAAUUUAUCAAAAUUAGUUGAUGAAGAUGAACCAUUAUUUAUCUCACUUAUUAAUGAUCUUUUUCCAAAUAUAAAAUUAGAAAAAGAAACAUAUGUUGAAUUAGAAGCAGCUAUUGAUAAAGAAGCUCAAGCUGCUGGCCUUAUAUGUCAUCCACCAUGGAUAUUAAAAAUAAUUCAAUUAUUUGAAACUCAACGUGUUCGUCAUGGAAUGAUGACAUUAGGACCAUCAGGUGUUGGUAAAACAUGUUGUAUUCAUGCAUUAAUGAAAGCAAUGACAAUAUGUGGUGAACCACAUCGUGAAAUGCGUAUGAAUCCAAAAGCAAUAACAGCACCACAAAUGUUUGGUCGAUUAGAUGCAGCAACAAAUGAUUGGACAGAUGGAAUAUUUUCAACAUUAUGGAGACGAACAUUACGUACAAAAAAAGGUGAAUUUGUUUGGCUUGUUUUAGAUGGUCCUGUUGAUGCUAUUUGGAUUGAAAAUUUAAAUUCCGUAUUAGAUGAUAAUAAAACAUUAACAUUAGCUAAUGGUGAUCGAAUACCAAUGGCACCAAAUUGUAAAAUUAUUUUUGAAGUACAUAAUAUUGAUAAUGCAUCACCAGCUACUGUUAGUAGAAAUGGUAUGGUUUAUAUGAGUAGUUCUGGUUUAGAUUGGCGACCAUUAAUUCAAGGUUGGAUAAAACGUGAACGAUCAUCGAGUGAUGGUGAAGUUUUAAUGCGUUUAUUUGAAACAUCAUUUCCAUUUAUUUAUCGACAUUUUUCACUUCAUCUUAAAUCAAAAAUGCCUGUACUUGAAUGUAUGAUUGUUACUCAGGCAUGUAAAUUAUUAAAUGGUUUAUUACCAUUAAAAGAAGCUAAAGAUCAAUUAACACCACAACAUAUUGAACGUUUAUAUGUAUUUGCAAUAAUGUGGUCAGUUGGUGCUUUUCUUGAAUUAGAUGAUCGUGCACGUUUACAAGAUUAUAUAUUAAAUGCUACUGAUUUUCGUUUGGAUACACCAAAAUUAUCCGAAGGUAGUGAAGAUACAAUAUUUGAUUAUUUUGUUCAUGAAAAAACUGGUGCAUGGACACAUUGGAAUAAUGUUGUUACGGAAUAUAUUUAUCCAAAAGAUCAUGAUCCAGAAUAUGCAUCUAUACUUGUACCUAAUGUUGAUAAUGUUCGAACAGAUUUUCUUAUUCAUACAAUUGCAAAACAACAUAAACCUGUUCUUCUUAUUGGUGAACAAGGUACAGCUAAAACUGUUAUUAUACAAUCAUAUAUGAGUAGAUAUAAUGCUGAAGAACAUUCACAAAAAACAGUUAAUUUUUCAUCGGCUACAACACCGAAUAUGGUUCAAAGAAUAAUUGAAUCCUAUGUUGAUAAACGUGUUGGAACUACAUAUGGUCCACCAGCUGGUAAAAAGAUGACUGUAUUUAUUGAUGAUAUUAAUAUGCCAACAAUAAAUGAAUGGGGUGAUCAAAUAACAAAUGAAAUUGUUCGUCAAUUAGUUGAACAAGGUGGUUUUUAUUCAUUAGAAAAACCAGGUGAAUUUACAACCAUUGUUGAUAUACAAUUACUUGCUGCUAUGAUACAUCCUGGUGGUGGUAGAAAUGAUAUUCCACAACGUUUGAAACGACAAUUUUGUACAUUUAAUUGUACAUUACCAUCAAAUGUAUCUAUUGAUAAAAUAUUUUCUGUUAUUGCAACAGGACAUUAUGCUAAAGAACGUGGAUUUACAGAUGAAGUACGUUCACUUAUUGACAGACUUGUACCAGCUACAAGACGUUUAUGGCAAUUAACAAAAGUUAAAAUGUUACCAACACCAGCAAAAUUUCAUUAUGUUUUUAAUUUACGUGAUCUUUCACGUAUAUGGCAAGGAAUGAUUAAUACUAUACCACAAGUUGUUAAUAAUGAAAAAACUUUAAUUCAUUUAUGGAAACAUGAAUGUUCGCGAGUUAUAUGUGAUAGAUUUGUGGCUGAAGACGAUAUACUCUGGUUUGAAAAAACACUUCGACGUUUAACAGAAGAAGAAUUAGGACCAACAUUAGGUGCCUAUAUGCAACAAACUAAAUAUUUUGUCGAUUUUCUCAGGUUCACUGAUAUUGAGGAUUAUCGUUGGUUUACGAAAACAGUUGAACGUGUAGCUGAAGAAGAAUUAGGUGCAAAAUAUCAAGCUAUGGUAAAAAAAGAAGAAUAUUUUGUCGAUUUCUUAAGAGAUGCUCCUGAACCAACAGGUGAAGAAGCAGAAGAUGCUGAUUUAGAGGCACCAAAGAUUUAUGAACCAAUACCUUCAUUUGAAGCUCUUGAAGAACGUUUAAAAAUGUAUUUAGCACAAUAUAAUGAAAGUAUUCGUGGUUCAGGAAUGGAUUUAGUCUUUUUUAAAGAUGCAAUGGCACAUUUAGUUAAAAUUUCUCGUAUAAUUCGAACACCACGUGGUAAUGCAUUAUUAGUUGGUGUUGGUGGUAGUGGUAAACAAUCAUUAACAAAAUUAGCAUCCUUUAUUGCUGGUUAUAAAACAUUUCAAAUAACAUUAACACGUGCAUAUAAUACAAAUAAUUUAUUAGAAGAUUUAAAAACACUUUAUCGUAUUGCUGGAAAAGAAGGAAAAGGCAUAACAUUUAUAUUUUCUGAUCAAGAUAUUAAAGAUGAAUCAUUUCUUGAAUAUAUUAAUAAUGUACUUUCAUCAGGAGUGGUUCCAGGAAUGUUUCCUAGAGAUGAAAUGGAUGAAAUAUGUCAAGAAUUAGUACCUAUUAUGAAAAAACAAUAUCCAAGACGACCACCAACAAAUGAAAAUUUAUAUGAUUAUUUUCUAUCUCGUGUUCGACAAAAUUUACAUGUUGUUUUAUGUUUUUCACCAGUUGGUGAAAAAUUUCGUAAACGAGGUCUACAAUUUCCUGGUCUUGUUGCAAAUUGUACAAUUGAUUGGUUUCUUCGUUGGCCACGUGAUGCACUUGUUGCUGUUGCUGAUCAUUUUCUUUCAUCAUUUAAUAUUGUUUGUACGGAUGCAAUUAAAAAAGAACUUGUUCAAUGUAUGGGUUCUGUACAUGAUGGUGUAGCUGAAUAUUGUUUACAAUAUUUUCAAAAAUAUCGUCGAUCAACACAUGUUACACCGAAAUCAUAUCUUUCAUUUAUAAAUGGUUAUAAAGAAAUUUAUUCACAAAAAUUAAAUGAAAUUGAAUCUAUGGCUAAACGGAUGAAUGAUGGUCUUACACGUUUAGUUGAAGCUGAAAAAGCUGUAAUAGUUAUGAAAGAAGAAUUAACAAUUAAAGAAAAAGAAUUAGAUAUAGCUAAUAAAAAAGCUGAUGAAGUUUUAAAAGAAGUUGCAGUUAAAAAAGGUGCAGCUGAAGUUGUUAAACAACAAGUACAAAAAGUUAAAGAUACAGCACAAACAUUAGUCGAUGAAAUUAAUCGUGAUAAAAUCCAAGCUAAUGCUGAACUUGAAAAUGCUAAACCAGCAUUACUUGCAGCUGAAGAAGCUUUAUUAACAAUAACACCUGCUGAUAUUUCUGUUGUACGUAAACUUGGUCGUCCACCACGUCUUAUUCGUCAAAUUAUGGAUUGUGUUUUAAUACUUUUUGGACGUCCAUUAAGAAAUCCAUUAAAAAUCGAUCCUGAAUUACAAGGACCUGAACCAAGUUGGGAAAGUUCAUUAAAACUUAUGUCCGAUACAGGUUUUCUUCAAAAUCUUCAAGCAUUUCCACGUGAUCGUAUUAAUGAUGAACAAAUUGAAUUACUUCAAACAUAUUUUCGUGUACCUGAUUAUACAUUUGAAGGUGCUAAAGUAGCUGCUGGUGCUAUAGCUGGUUUAUUAACAUGGACACGUGCUAUGGCUGAUUUUUUUCAUGUUAAUAAACGUGUUUUACCAUUAAAAGGAAAUUUAGCUAUGCAAGAAGCUCGUUUAAUUAAAGCUAAUGAACAAUUACAAACAGCACAAGGAGAACUGGAUCGCCGUGAAGCUGAAGUAGCUGCAGCACAAGCUGAAUAUGAUGCUGCUAUGGCAACAAAACAACGUUUACAAGAUGAUCUUGAUCGAACAUUAAAACGAAUGACUGCAGCUAGAGAAUUAAUAUCUGGUUUAGCUGAUGAACAAGAACGAUGGACUGAACAAAGUAAACAAUUUAAAGCUCAAAUUGGACGACUGGUUGGUGAUGUACUUCUUUGUACUGGUUUUCUAUCAUAUCAAGGUCCAUUUAAUCAAGAUUUUCGUUUAUUAUUAGCAAAAGAUUGGCAAAAAUUAUUAACCGAACGAAAUAUUCCAUUUACACGAGGAUUAAAUGUAACGGAAUAUUUAACGGAUGUAACAAUAGUUGGUGAAUGGAGAUUACAAGGUUUACCAAAUGAUGAAUUAUCAAUACAAAAUGCUAUUAUUGUAACACGUGCUAAACGUUACCCAUUAUUAAUUGAUCCACAAGGACAAGGAAAAACUUGGAUUAAAAAUAAAGAAGCAUCAACUGAUUUACAAUCAACAAAUCUUUUAUCAAAACAUUUUCGACAACAUUUAGAAGAUGCAUUAUCACUUGGUCGGCCAUUAUUAAUUGAAGAUGUAGCUGAAGAACUUGAUCCAGCAUUAGAUAAUGUUUUAGAAAAAAAUUUUAUUCGUUCUGGUACAACACUUAAAGUUAAAGUUGGUGAUAAAGAAAUUGAUAUAUUAAAAGGUUUUAAUUUAUAUAUAACAACAAAAUUAGCUAAUCCAGCAUUUACACCAGAAAUAUCAGCUAAAACAUCUGUUAUUGAUUUUACUGUUACAAUGAAAGGUUUAGAAGAUCAAUUAUUAGGUUUAACUAUAUUAAAAGAAAAAGCUGAAUUAGAAAAUGAACGUGUUAAAAUGUUAGAAGAUAUACAAGCUAAUAAUAAACGUAUGAAAGAACUUGAAGAUAAUUUAUUAUUUAGAUUAAGUAAUUCAAAAGGUUCAUUAGUUGAUGAUGAUGAUCUAAUUCGAACAUUAAAAACAACAAAAAUAACAUCAACUGAUGUUAAACAAAAACUUCAAAUAGCAACUGAAACUAGUCAAAAAAUAAAUAUUGCUCGUGAAGAAUAUCGUCCAGUUGCAACACGUGGUUCAAUUAUUUAUUUUCUUAUUGUUGAAAUGUCACUUGUUAAUGUUAUGUAUCAAACAUCAUUAAAACAAUUUUUACAAUUAUUUGAUCAAGCACUUGAACGUUCACCACGAUCACCAGUUACAUCAAAACGUAUUACAAAUAUAAUGGAAUAUUUAACAUAUGAAAUGUAUAAAUAUGCUGUUCGUGGUUAUUAUGAAGAACAUAAAUUUAUGUUUACACUUUUAUUAGCAUUAAAAAUUGAUUUACAAUCAAGUCGACUUAAAUUUGAUGAAUUUCAAACAUUAAUUAAAGGUGGUGCAUCAAUUGAUGCAAGCACAGCACCACCAAAACCACCAUAUAAAUGGUUACAAAAUGAAAUUUGGCUGAAUCUUGUUGAAUUAUCUAAACUUUAUCAAUUCGGUGAUAUUCUCAAUUCUCUUAAUCGUGCUGGUACAGCAUGGGAUACAUGGUUUAAGAAAGAUGAACCUGAACGUGCUGAAUUACCCGAUGGUUGGGAACCACAAUUAGAUAAAUUUCGUCGUCUUCUUCUAAUUCGUUCUUUAACACCUGCACGUUUUGUUAAAUCUGCUCUUGAUUAUAUAAAUGAUUCAUUAGGACCAAGAUAUGGUGAAGGUGUUGUAUUGGAUAUGGAAAAAAUGUGGGAUGAAUCUGAUAAAUGUUCACCAAUGAUAUGUUUUCUAUCUAUGGGUUCAGAUCCAACUGUACAAAUCGAAACAUUAGCAAAAAAGAAAUCAAUUGAUUGUAGUGCUAUAUCAAUGGGACAAGGGCAAGAAGUUCAUGCACGACGUUUAUUAGCACAAGCUUAUGCAAAUGGUACAUGGGUAUUAUUACAAAAUUGUCAUUUAUCAUUAGAUUUUUGUGAAGAAUUUUUAUUACAAUUAACAGAAAAUACAGAUCGUAUUCAUCCAGAUUUUCGUCUUUGGAUAACAACUGAACCUCAUCUAAAAUUUCCUAUUGGUCUAUUACAAAUUUCAAUUAAAUAUACAGCUGAACCACCACAAGGUGUUAAAGCUGGUUUAAAACGUACAUUUGCUGGUUUAACACAAGAACAACAAUUAGAAUCAAAUACACAUGAAAAAUGGCGUCCAUUAUUAUAUGCUGUUGCAUUUUUACAUACAAUUGUACAAGAACGAAGAAAAUUUGGUCCACUUGGAUGGAAUAUACCAUAUGAAUUUAAUCAAUCAGAUUUUAAUGCAACUGUUCAAUUUAUUCAAAAUUAUCUUGAUGAUAUGGAUGCAGCUAAACAAAUGCAAUGGAAAACUAUUCAUUACAUGAUUUCAGAAGUACAAUAUGGAGGUCGUGUAACAGAUGAUUUUGAUAAACGUCUUUUAAAAACAUAUGUUAAAUGUUGGUUUCGUGAUGAAAUGUUUGAUCCUAAUUUUCAAUUUGAAGAAAAAACUUAUCGUAUACCAAAAAUGACACGUAUUGAAGAUGUUUUCGAUUAUAUUGAAACAAUACCAAAUUAUGAUAGUGGAAAAGUAUUUGGAUUAAGUCCAUUAGCUAAUGAUAGAUAUCAAGAAGAUACAACUAAAAAAGUUCUUGAUACUAUAUUAAGUAUUCAACCAAAAGAAGCUCGUGGUGGUGCAGGUGAAACACGUGAAGCUGUUAUAUAUCGUUUAGCUACUGAAACAUUAGAAAAAUUACCACCAGAUUAUAUUGCACAUGAAGUUAAAGAACGUCUUUCAAAACUUGAACCAAUGAAUAUAUUUCUUCGACAAGAAAUCGAUCGUUUUCAACGUGUACUUAAUGCUGUACGACGUACAUUAAUUGAUUUAAAAUUAGCUAUUGAUGGUACAAUUGUUAUGAAUGAAGAAUUACGUGAUGCAUUAGAUCGAAUGUAUGAUGGUAAAAUUCCAAAUAUUUGGUUAAAAUUAUCAUGGGAAUCAUCAACAUUAGGUGCUUGGUUUACAGAUUUAUAUGCACGAAAUGAACAAUAUCGUUCUUGGUUAAAACUUGAUAAAGAUACAAGACCAAUUGCUUUUUGGAUGACAGGAUUUUUUAAUCCACAAGGAUUUUUAACAGCUAUGCGACAAGAAGUAACAAGAGCUAAUCCAGGUUGGUCAUUAGAUAAUGUUGUUUUAACAAAUAAAGUUACACGAAUGGAUCGUGAAGCAUUAAAAGAAGCACCACGCGAAGGUCUUUAUAUAUAUGGUUUAUAUAUUGAAGGAGCUAAAAUAAAAAAUGGUGUUUUGGAUGAAUUAAAAGCAAAUGAAAAAGUUUUAACACAUCCAAUGCCUGUUAUACAUGUAUCAGCUGAAGCUGAUUUUGGUACAACUGCACCAGCAGUAAAACAAGAUCGUCGUCCAGUUUAUUAUGCACCUGUUUAUAAAAAACCACGUCGUACAGAUAGAAAUUAUGUGUGUACACUUAAAUUAGAAUGUCCACCAGGUGAUAAAGCUGGACCUGAUGUAUGGACAUUAAGAGGUGUUGCACUUCUUUGUGAUACGAAAUAA
Messenger RNA from Rotaria sordida, 14222 nucleotides. Lineage: Eukaryota; Metazoa; Rotifera; Eurotatoria; Philodinida; Philodinidae. The record is from the annotation of a GenBank genome assembly.